AUGGCCGCGGCCGUUGCCGCGCGACGUAAACACGGGACGCCGGACGUGGUGACGUCACCGCCGGGGAACGCCGUAACCGGGGCGACCCGCGCAGUGUUUACCGGGACGGGACGGGGACACGGCGAGAGGGGCGGGGAAACCCCCGGGAGCCCCGCGGGACCCCCGGGAACGGACCGGGACCCCCGGGACACCGGGAACCGGGCUGGAACCCCCGAGAGCCCGGCGGGACCCCCGGGAACGGACCGGGACCCCCGGGAACCGGGCUGGAACCCCGAGAACCCGGCGGGACCCCCGGGAACGGGGCCGGGACCCCCGAGAACACGGGAAGGGGACCGGGAACCCCAGGAACGGACCAGGAUCCCCGGGAACGGGGCCGGGACCCCCGGGACACCGGCAACUGGGCUGGAACCCCCGAGAGCCCGGCAGGACCCCCGGGAACGGGGCCGGGACCCCCAAGAACACGGGAACGGGACUGGGACCCCCGAGAGCCCGGUGGGACCCCGGGAAUGGGGCUGGGAACAUCCUGAGAACGGACCGGGACCCCCGGGAACGGGGCCGGGACCCCCGAGAACACGGGAAGGGGACCGGGACACCCUGAGAACGGACCGGGAUCCCCGGGACACCGGGAACCGGGCUGGAACCCCCGAGAGCCCGGCGGGACCCCCGGGAACGGGGCCGGGACCCCCGAGAACACGGGAAGGGGACCGGGACACCCUGAGAACGGACUGGGACCCCCGAGAAUGGACCGGACCCCCGGGAACGGGGCAGGGACCCCCGAGAACCCGGCGGGACCCGGGACACCGGGAAUGGGGCUGGAACACCCUGAGAACGGACCGGGACCCCCGGGAACGGGCAGGGACCCCCGAGAACGGACUAGGACCCCCAGGAUACCGGGAGCCGGGGCAGGGAUCCCCGAGAGCCCGGCCGGGACCUCCGGGACCCCGGGAACGGGACCGGGAGCCCCCGAGAACCGACCGGGACCCCCGGGACCCCCGGGACACCGGGAACGGGACUCAGGGGCACCGCAGGGACCGGGACACCGGGACACCGGGACCCCCGGGCAGCCCGGACGGGACUCCCGGGACACGCCGGGACUGCCGCCACCGGGGACACCGGCGGGGGGGCGGGGCCCGCGCGAAUGAAUGA
Messenger RNA from Vidua macroura (Pin-tailed whydah), 1146 nucleotides. Its product is annotated as basic salivary proline-rich protein 1-like. The record is from RefSeq and is a predicted model, not a curated record. NCBI's taxonomy places the organism in Eukaryota, Metazoa, Chordata, Aves, Passeriformes, Viduidae. The coding region runs from base 1 to 1146 and encodes 381 amino acids. The transcript has a single exon.